Messenger RNA from Peronospora farinosa, 1377 nucleotides. Lineage: Eukaryota; Oomycota; Peronosporomycetes; Peronosporales; Peronosporaceae. The record is from the annotation of a GenBank genome assembly.
AUGCUUUCACGUGCUUCCGCUCCUCUGCGUCGUGCAACCUCGACGGUCGUUGGUGCUGCUCGUAACGCCAGCACCAUCCAAUCCAUCCAUGCACGUGAGAUCAUUGACAGCCGCGGUAACCCCACGGUCGAGGUGGACCUGACACUGUCUGGUAGCUCCGAGAUCUUCCGUGCGUCGGUGCCAUCGGGCGCUUCCACGGGUAUUCACGAAGCCGUAGAGCUGCGUGACGGUGGCAAGCGAUAUGCUGGUAAGGGUGUCCAGCAAGCCGUGCAGAAUGUCAAGAAUGUGCUGGCUCCCAAGCUCGUCGGUGCCGACCCGACCAAGCAGCGUGACAUUGACGACCUUAUGCGCGAGCUCGACGGCACGGAGAACAAGGGAAAGCUGGGUGCCAAUGCCAUUCUAGGUGUGUCACUCGCUGUGGCCAAGGCCGGUGCUUCUGCGAAGGGUGUCCCACUUUACCAACAUUUUGCAGACCUGAUCGGCAACAAGAAGUUGGUACUGCCUGUGCCCAGCUUCAAUGUGAUUAACGGCGGCUCGCACGCUGGCAAUAAGCUAGCAUUCCAGGAGUUUAUGCUGCUGCCUACGGGUGCUGAGAGCUUCUCCGAGGCUAUGGUCAUGGGCUGCGAGGUGUAUCAUGAACUUAAGAGUGUCAUCAAGAAGAAAUACGGCCAGGACGCUACCAAUGUUGGUGACGAAGGUGGCUUUGCCCCCAACAUUCAGAGCAACCGUGAGGGUGUAGAGCUCCUGAUGACUGCCAUUAACCGUGCUGGCUAUGACGGCAAGAUUGGCAUUGGCAUGGACGUCGCAUCGUCCGAGUUUUUGACGAAGGACGGCAAGUAUGAUCUGGAUUUCAAGACAGAGGGGUCCACGGAACUGUUGUCGGGUGAAGAACUGGGACAGCUGUAUCAGGACCUAGCUAAGGAGUUCCCGAUUGUCAGCAUCGAGGACCCUUUCGACCAAGACGACUGGUUGCACUACUCGUCCUUCACUAACGCCAUUGGCGAGAAGGUUCAGGUCGUGGGUGACGACUUGCUGUGUACCAAUCCUAAGCGCAUUGCUACCGCCCUGGACAAGAAGGCUUGCAACGCGCUACUGCUCAAGGUGAACCAGAUCGGUAGCGUCACCGAGAGCGUGGACGCUGUGGCACUCGCGCAGAAGAACGGUUGGGGUGUCAUGACGUCGCACCGCAGUGGCGAGACUGAGGAUUCGUACAUUGCCGAUCUGGCCGUUGGUCUAGCCACCGGCCAGAUCAAAACGGGCGCCCCGUGCCGCUCGGAGCGUCUAGCCAAGUACAACCAGCUGCUGCGUAUCGAGGAAGCUCUCGGCAGCAACGCCACAUACGCCGGUAAGCACUUCCGCAACCCCUCCACAAUGUAA